Mugil cephalus (flathead mullet) is the source of this 837-nucleotide messenger RNA. RefSeq names its product glutathione peroxidase 9 (gene gpx9). The record is from RefSeq and is a predicted model, not a curated record. Gene Ontology annotation, biological process: response to oxidative stress. NCBI's taxonomy places the organism in Eukaryota, Metazoa, Chordata, Actinopteri, Mugiliformes, Mugilidae. Gene Ontology annotation, molecular function: glutathione peroxidase activity. The transcript is spliced from 5 exons.
UAGCUGAGUGAAUACUCACUCUUGACUGACUACAGUCCCAUAUACAAGCUACAGGACAAGCAUGGCGAAUAAAUCAGUGUAUGAUUUCUGUGCCGAGACCCUGGACGGACGGCCGGUUCCGCUCAGCAACUACCGGGGUAAAGUGCUGCUUGUCGUCAACGUCGCCACCUUCUGAGGGUCAACAAUAGAGGAGUACCACCGACUGAAUGCACUGAUGGAAAUGUUUGGCGACCUCAACUUCACCGUCUUAGGAUUCUCCUGCAACCAGUUUGGCCUUCAGUCACCUGAGGUGAAUCACGAGACUCUCAGUGUUCUGAAGUAUGUUAGACCUGGUGGGGGGUUCGUACCAAAGUUUCCCGUCUUUGGCAAGGUUGAGGUGAAUGGAAAAAAUGAAGAGCCCCUAUUCACCUACCUAAAGGAAUCUUUGCCGUUUGUGAAUCCUGUAAUUGGAGAUAUCAAGAAAUUCUUCUGGUCCCCAAUCACCGUCAAUGACAUUCGGUGGAAUUUUGAGAAGUUUCUUAUUACUGCAGAUGGCAUGCCCUUCAAAAGGUAUGAACUUCACUGCCCCAUUAAAAAAUUGGAGAAGGACAUAGCCACACUUCUCUGAUGGGUUUUCUUCAAAUUGUCACCGGUGGUAGAGUGACGAUCCCCCAGUAAAUGCACACGUGCACCUGAGCUGGAUCUGAUGGGAAGAGAAACAGGCCUUGGAGCUUCAGUGCAUUCACUCUAAGAGCAAGUUCUCUUCGGCCACUGGAGGAGUUUUCAUGUCACAUUUCUCUCUAGUGUGAUGGCAUCUAUGACUCAAAAAUAAAUAUGAAUAAAACAAUACUCACAGCA